Molecule: messenger RNA, 726 nt
Organism: Bacidia gigantensis
Lineage: Eukaryota; Fungi; Ascomycota; Lecanoromycetes; Lecanorales; Ramalinaceae
Exons: 4
Coding region: 1-726 (241 amino acids)
Cellular component (GO): cytosol
Source: RefSeq, a predicted model, not a curated record
AUGAAGGUUCUUGCAUCAAUACGGAUUCAAGAGGGCAUGCUGUAUCAAGGAGAUGUGUCUUUGGUUCAGCGGCACGGAAAUGGCCUAGACUGUCCUUGGUGGGCUUGCGACCUCGGCAUCUACAUCGACCACCAUUCAUUCCCCUCUUCGGCAGCCUUUGAUCAAAUCAACAGCUCCCUCCAAUCCAACCCUUCAGAGCAGAAGGAUGCGGUGAAAAAGGGCAAUGCAGUCUUCUCAUUCAAUUUGAAGAAUGCUGCGGGCGAUACAGAUAGCUGGCAUAUUGAUUUGAAGAAGGAAGGGAAAGUGGGAAAGGGCGAAGCUCCGGAUGGUGAAAAGGCUGAUGUGAUCAUGACACUGUCGGACGAAGACUUUGGGAAACUUGCGACAGGCAAGACGCAGGCUCAAAGACUCUUCAUGUCAGGGAAACUCAAGAUCAAGGGUGAUGUGAUGAAGGUACGGCUCGCUUCUUUUGUCUUCAUCGUGGUUCUAUUGACCGGCAGUGCAGGCUACGAAGAUGGAGCCAGUGCUGAAGAAGGCGCAAACGAAGGCAAGGCUCUAAGAGAUGGAGAGUCAAAGAGAGUGCUACAUCUGACUCGAGCGUUGAACAUGCUGCUUGGGGGUCUUGGGGGAAUAGUUUUGAGUGUGGGUCCCACAGAAGAGUACAUGGCAUAUCAACACUUCCGCUCAAAGUCCUUCGAUUGGGACAACAGACCACGUCUUGCGUAA